UAAUUUUGUACUCUACAUCGGAGAAAACCUUUCACUGAUGGCCCCACCUUACAGUAUCUAUAAAAGACAGCUGCACGCAAUUCGCAUCAUCAGUUUCAUUUAACUUUCAUUCGACGCCUCAAGUGUGGAAACAUGAGAUUUAUUGGCGCCAGCAUCCUUUUGGCAUUGGCUUCAGGCAUAGCGCAUGCCGGAUUCGCAGGCAGCCUCGAUCAUGGUGCGGGCGGUGGCGGUGGUUAUGAUUACUCCGGAGGCGGCGACCAGGGUGGUGAAGGGCACUUGGAGCAUGGCGGCGGAAACCAGUUAGACAUUGGUGGAGGAGGAGGAGGUGAAGGACACUUGGAGGAGGGUGGCGGAGGCGGCGGCCACCUGGAACAGGGCGGCGAAGGCGGUGGUGGCCACCUCGAGCUCGGCGGAGGCGGUGGUGGACACUUUGGACUUAGCAGCGGCGGCGGUCAUUUUGAUCUGGGUGGAGGCGGCGGUCACUUGGAGCUAGGGGGCAGCGGAGGUGGAGGAGAAGGUGGCCACCACGGACUUGAACUUGGUGGAGGAGGUCACGGUCUUGAGCUGGGAGGAGGAGGAGAAGGUCAUCAUGAGUUUGAGCACCACGGUGUUGACGGAGGGUCUGAGCACCAUCACAUCCCAACCAAAACUAUUGAGCACACUAAGCCUGUCCCGGUACAUAUUGUGAAGAAGAUUGGAGUUCCUGUUCCUCAUCCUGUGGGAGUACCUGUACCUCAAGUUUUUAAAAUACCCGUUCCCCAACCUUAUGCUGUCCAUAUUCCGGUACCGCAACCUAUUGCUAUCCCUAUCUACAAGUUGGUUCCUCAAGAAAUUGAAAAAAAGGUCCCAAUCACCGUUGAGAAAUUAGUCCCUGUCACUGUCGAAAAGCCCGUUAAAAUUGAAAUUGAAAAGCACCAUCCUGUAUACAUCGCAAAACCUUAUCCAGUUCACAUCCCUGUUUACAAGCACGUAUUCCAUCACGUUCCCAAACACGGCGGCGGCGGUGGAGGCGGUGGUGGAGGUCAUGGAUGGCAUUAAGCGUCGAAUUAGGCUCAUCUGAUCAUUUCCAUUUCUUUAUCAUCAACAUUUAACUUAUCAUCGCGAUCAUUUUGUUGUUAUUGUUACGUUUUGUUGAAUUUUGUACAAAUAAACAUUUUUCUUAUA
This is a messenger RNA of Tribolium castaneum (red flour beetle), 1164 nucleotides long. Its product is annotated as probable H/ACA ribonucleoprotein complex subunit 1. The record is from RefSeq and is a predicted model, not a curated record. Lineage: Eukaryota; Metazoa; Arthropoda; Insecta; Coleoptera; Tenebrionidae. Bases 133 to 1038 code for a protein of 301 amino acids. The transcript is spliced from 2 exons.